CUCUCCGCUCAGCCCCGCCCUUUUCUCUUGGAUCCUGCGAAAGGACUUGGGCCCGCAGCCUGGGAGGGAGGGGAGGGCUGGACAAGACUCGAGCUGUGGGGCGGAGCCGGGAGGCGUCUGUCUUACUUCCAGCUCCGCAAUCUCUACCCGGGUGGGGCGGGCCGACCCUGCAAGUGGCUGGGCCCUGUUUUGCAUAGCAAUGUCCAGUGCAGGCAGGCGUUUAAAGGCUCCGCACCAAAGACCGGGCAUUUGGCGCUGCGCGGAACCAUCCUUCGCGAUGCACUCUCUGAUGCAGGCUGCGCUCCUGAUCGCCCUGGGCUUGCUUCUCACCGACCCCGCGGUCUCCGUGCUCCAUCACCAGAACCAACCCAGCCGCUUUUCCUGGGAUAACUGUGAUGAAGGCAAGGACCCCGUGGUGAUCAAAAGCCUGACGCUGGAGCCUGACCCCAUUGUCAUUCCUGGGAAUGUGACCAUCAGCAUUGAAGGCAGGACCAGCGUACCGCUUAAGUCUCCUCAGAAGGUGACAUUGACUGUGGAGAAGGAAGUGGCAGGCUUCUGGAUCAAGGUCCCCUGUGUGGAGCAGGUGGGCAGCUGUACCUAUGAUGACAUCUGCAAUAUGCUGGAUACGCUCAUUCCCCCUGGGCAGUUAUGCCCAGAGCCCCUGCACACCUAUGGGCUUCCUUGCCACUGCCCCUUCAAAGAAGGCACCUACUCCCUGCCAGUGAGUGAGUUCACUGUGCCUGACCUGGAGCUGCCCAGCUGGCUCAGCAGUGGCAACUACCGCAUCCAAGGCAUCCUGAGCAGCGGUGGGGAGCAUCUGGCCUGCGUCAAGGUCUCCGCCUCCAUCAAGGGCAAAUAGUGUAGCACAGCCACAAUGCACGGAAAAGGCUGAGGAAGGGGGGUCUCUCUUCCUCAGUCUCGUGUUUGCCAAGCCUGUUUUCCAACUCUCUGCCCUGUUUUGAAGCCCUUUUCUGCAGUGAUUGCACUCCCCUCAUUGAAAAUCAUGUUAUGCUACUUAAAAGUGGCACAGGCCACCCUGACCAGAGGAGGACACGAUGGGUCAUUCAUUCUUGGUCACCCAGAACAUCUAUGGGGCUGGUUGCUUCAGGGUUCUGCCCCUGUGGCUUUCUAAAAGCCUCUUCCAUUUCCAAAGCAGUCACGAGCUGGGAACUCAAGUGUCUAAGGAAACACAAGUUCACACUGACCCAGCGUUGGCCUCCUGAAAUAACUUCAUGACUUUUUUUUUUUUUGAGUCACUAACUUUACAGCAGAGAGCACAUAUUAGCAUUUUGCAUUCUACUCUAAACCAGUCUUACAAUCGAGAUACUAAAGUAAUUCAUCUUAGUUUAUUGCUCACUUACUUUCUGUGAUUAAUAUCUUUCCGAUUUUGUCCAGUUAACACUGGGUGUGGUGUCUGCUGGAGAGGCAGGGCAUGUGUGGU
Ochotona curzoniae (black-lipped pika) is the source of this 1441-nucleotide messenger RNA. It is a transcript of the gene GM2A, whose product is annotated as GM2 ganglioside activator. Gene Ontology annotation, cellular component: cytoplasmic side of plasma membrane. The record is from RefSeq and is a predicted model, not a curated record. Gene Ontology annotation, molecular function: enzyme activator activity; lipid carrier activity. Gene Ontology annotation, biological process: ganglioside catabolic process; lipid transport. The coding region runs from base 200 to 859 and encodes 219 amino acids. The transcript has 4 exons. Lineage: Eukaryota; Metazoa; Chordata; Mammalia; Lagomorpha; Ochotonidae.